Molecule: messenger RNA, 885 nt
Organism: Plasmodium berghei ANKA
Lineage: Eukaryota; Apicomplexa; Aconoidasida; Haemosporida; Plasmodiidae
Product: BIR protein
Exons: 3
Coding region: 1-885 (294 amino acids)
Source: RefSeq, a predicted model, not a curated record
AUGGAUAAAAAUCUGUGUAAUAACUUCAUUUAUGUAACAACGAAUUUAGAAUAUGAUUCGAAUAAUAAAAAUUAUAAAUUUAAAGAUGAUACACAUUUCAAAGAUUACUGCCCUAAUAAAAACUGCAAUACUGAUCUCGAAAAAAUUAGUGCUGGAUGUUUAUAUUUUUUAUAUACAUUCUUUGGGAGUUCUGAUUUGUUUAAGUCUGUUGCAAAUAGUAACAUCGAUAUUGUUGAAUACAUUAUGAUGUGGUUAAGUUAUAUGUUAAACUUAAAGGAAAAUACUAGUAGCUCCAUCAGCCAUCUAGAACAUUUUUAUAAAACAUAUAUAAAUAAUGAUAAGUAUCAAAAGCCUAUAACUGGUGUUACAGAAUAUAAUAGUUAUAAGGAUCUUGUAGAUAAAAAAAAAUAUUUGUUGGAUAUGGAUAGUAAUAUUAUAUCUAAUUUUUAUGAAGCAUUUAAAUUAUUAUGCAAAAUGUAUACUGAAUUUGAUGAAAGCACGUCAAAUUGCACAAACUGUUCGCAAUAUUCCAAAACGUUUGCUGAAAAAUAUGAAGAACUUAAUAAAAAAUCGGAUAUUGCUAAUAAUAGUUCCUAUAAGCAACUAUUGUAUACACUAUCAAAUGAUUAUAAUAAUUUAAAAACUAAAUGUAAAAAUUGUUUAUCCCUUCCAGAGAUAGAAACAAGCAUUUAUGCAUUAACAUCUGAAGAUACAUCAAGUUCUUCGAUAGGAAACAAACUAUUUACCGUUUUAUCUAUAUUUGGUGCAAUAGCAUUUUUUUUAGGAAUUUCCUAUAAGUAUUCGUUAUUUGGAUUUCGGAAACGAGCUCAAAAACAAUAUUUAAGAGAAAAAAUAAAAAAUAUAAAGAAGAGAAUGAAUCAUUAA